UCGGGGCUGAAUGGUGGACACAUUAGCGCGGCUCUCACCGGUGUAUUAACCUAACGGAGGCAGAGACAGAGACACGGUGACAGGAGAAAACAGUUGCACACGUUUAUUAAUUAAUUUCCGAGGGGACGACGGCGGAGAACAGAGGAAUCCUCGGCGGGCUCCACUUGCAGCGGCCCGGCUCUCAAACUACACCCUCCGCAGAUACAGCAGCAGCCACGACGGGGAGGGAGAGCCGAGACACUCGGCAACACCGGGAUGAGAGGACUCGGGGGAAGGGAGGGGGAUAAAUAAAACCUAAAACGUGGUCGUCAUUUUGCUUUUUAAUCGUCACUAUGCUGCGUGUUUUUCACAGUUAAAGCGGCCACUUGAAGCUGGGUAUGUUUGCGGUCGUCCGGCUGGUAACAGGAGGAUAAUGCGCAGAUAGGGCGUUUUUAAAGUCCGCCUUUUGUCGUGGACGCUCGGCUUGCUAACGUUAGCGUGCGGUUCUCCGGAGCUGGCAGGUUCACCGUGGUUUCGCUAGCGGGACUUUAGCCGAGCCUUCCUCGCCCCCAGCUCCUCACAUCGGAUGAGAUCUCACCAUCCAUCCCGGUGUCGUUAGGGGCCUCCACCGGAGAACUGCGUCACCGAGUGGGCACUGCAGGUAUCCACCUCUGAGUCUUCAUGCUGGGAAGUCAAGCCAUGGCACGAAUGACCUGGAAACCAAAGUGAACCAACCUUCAAAAUCACAAUGGAGCUGGAGGCUAAUUCAAACUCCGAGGCCCACCAAGAACUGAAAUAUCCAUCGGUGUCCAACUCUCAGUGUGAAUUGACCAUGGGCGACGGGAAUAUCAACCUGGUGGACCCGGUGGUGAGAGGAGGCAGCGACCCCAGUGCAUACCCUUCCUCGUCCAGCUACCAGAGGAAUGUGCAUCAGAGAUUCAUCAGGAGAAGCCUGUGGUUCUCUGACAUGGACGAGCAGACCUUCGAAGCACCCGAAUGUGACAACAGGAGUAAAAUCCUAAAUAUAAACCUGCGAACAAUAGUGGACAGGAAUCGGGGGACUACUUGCGGGAUACAGGAGGGGUCUGGCACUGAGAGCCAAGGCAGGCAGAAAGACAUUGCAACGGAGAGCGCCAGUGCUGAUGAGGAGAAGGAAAAAGGUGGAGAUGUGUUAAAUGUCAUUUGCAGCAAUGGUGCUAAAUCCGCUAUCAAGGCCUCCAGUGAGGAGACAGAGGAGGAGGCGGAGAUGAAGGCAGUCUCCACAUCUCCAGGAGGAAGGUUCCUCAAGUUUGACAUUGAACUGGGGAGAGGCUCCUUCAAGACUGUCUACAAGGGCCUGGAUACAGAGACCUGGGUGGAGGUUGCCUGGUGUGAGCUGCAGGAUCGUAAGCUUUCAAAAAUGGAGCGUCAGCGCUUUAAGGAGGAAGCAGAGAUGUUGAAGGGUCUUCAGCAUCCCAACAUUGUCCGUUUCUAUGACUUCUGGGAGUCCCCCCUUAAAGGGAAGAAGUGCAUUGUUCUAGUUACAGAGCUCAUGACGUCAGGGACGCUAAAAACCUAUCUAAAGCGUUUUAAGGUAAUGAAGCCCAAGGUGCUGAGGAGCUGGUGCAGACAGAUCCUGAAAGGCCUCCACUUUCUUCACACCAGGACCCCACCCAUCAUCCAUAGGGACCUCAAAUGUGAUAACAUCUUUAUUACUGGCCCUACGGGCUCAGUAAAGAUAGGGGAUUUAGGACUGGCAACACUCAAGGCAGCCUCAUUUGCAAAGAGUGUCAUAGGUACUCCUGAGUUCAUGGCUCCAGAGAUGUAUGAGGAGCAUUAUGAUGAGGCUGUGGAUGUCUACGCCUUUGGCAUGUGUAUGCUUGAGAUGGCCACCUCAGAAUACCCCUACUCCGAGUGUCAGAAUGCUGCUCAGAUUUACCGCAAAGUCACAAGUGGAGUGAAGCCAGCCAGCUACAACAAGGUCAUGGAUCCUGAAAUCAAGGAGAUUAUUGGGGAGUGUAUCUGCCAAAAGAAAGAGGAGCGGUACACCAUCAAGGACUUGUUGAACCAUGCUUUCUUUGCUGAGGACACAGGUGUGAGGGUAGAGCUGGCCGAGGAGGACGAUGGGAAAAAGGCCUCAAUAGCCCUCAAAUUGUGGGUGGAGGACCACAAGAAGUUAAAAGGGAAGUACAAGGAGAGUGGAGCCAUCGAGUUCACGUUUGAUUUGGAAAAGGAGGUCCCUGAGGUUGUGGCACAAGAAAUGGUGGAGUCUGGCUUCUUCCACGAGAGUGAUGCUAAGACUGUGGGAAAGUCGAUCAGGGAUCGCGUGGCACUGAUCAAAUGGAGAAGAGAGAGAACGGUAUCUGCUGCAGUUGCAGUGGAUCAGAGUGAAGGAGGACAGAGGGUCCAGAUGACUCCAUCUCAGGGCAUCUGUGCUGGGGCUGCACACGUAGGACAGCCCCCUAUGCUGGAACCAGAAGAGCCUGAUGCAGACCAACACAACAGGCUGUGUAACCAACCAGCCAGUGCCACCUCAGUCACAUCAGACAGCACGCUCGACAGUGGCAUGGGCUCCACAGUGUACUCAGACUCCCACAGCAGCCAGCAGAGUGUCCUCUACCAGUCCCUACUGGAGCCUAUUACUAUGGCAACGCAGCAGCCUAGUUCUGCAGGGCAACAGAAUCAACAUUCUGUCCAAGGCCUGCCUUCUUCCAGCACAGCAAUGACCACACCACUGCAGUACCUCCAGCCUGGACACAGUUACCCUGCUGCUCCAUAUGCUGGUCCACCUAGUGCUGCUACACCAGCUCCAGCCGGUCAAUGUUCAGUCAACAUCCAGCAUGCAGGCAACGCUGCUGGCUAUCCACCUCCAAGUGUGCAACAGACCCAAGCUGCAGCACGUAUUUCAGCGUCAUCUGUGCCACAGAGUCACCAAGCAGCAGGCUACCAACAGCCAGCGGCAACAGCAGCUUUUUCUUUGCAAGUCCAACAAACAUGUCAGAACUGUGUGGCUCCCUCUCAACAACAGGCUCAGUCUACACCAGGAUAUCCACCUCCGGUUCAGCAACAGACUACAGCAUCAGCAGCCGCAGCAGCCGCCCUGCCAGCACAUCAGCCUCUUGCAUCUGUAGGUGCAGCUAUUGCAGCCCAGUGUCAUCCUGCUCAAGCUCCCAGCACACUGCAGCAUGUCCAAGCUGCAGUCAAACUGCCAAGUCAGCAACCUUGUCAGAGCUCCUCCACACCAGCACUUUACAACCAACAGAUCCCUGUUCAGCAAGAGCACAAACAGCCCUUACCACAAAACACUCAGUCUAGCAUACAAACACAGAAUGGUGGACAGGCUUAUAUUCAACCUCAGCUCCAGCUUCACCAAGAUACUGUGCAUCCCCUACACCAACAAAUUGCACAACCACCUAGUGGUUUUCACUGUCCCAGUCAGCAGCAAUUGCACACCCCAGCUCUACAGCAGAAAGCCAUGCACACAGCAAUUCCACAUCAAAGCCAGGAGGUGUCCCAGUCUACUGUCCAACAGGUUCAGACCCCAGCCUCUCAGCCUCAUCUCACUUCAACCUCAGCUGUGCAGGUUUCGGCCUCACAUCAGAGUUACCCUGCUGCAGGUCCACCUGAUGCUGCCUCUCAGAGCUUUGCACACUCUGCUCUCAAUGUUCUGCACCAACAGUCUGCUCCAGCUCAGAGCCAGUACCAAUCUGCACAGCCCACUGCUGCAUCACAGACCUAUGGAGGGGCUACUCAGAUCGUGACUCCUCAGAGCCUUCCUGCCUCAUCCCAGCAUGGCCAGGCUGCACAUAUUUCUCAACAGUUUCAACCCUAUCUUUGCAUCGCUGCUUUCCUGAAUCAGAAUAUACCUGCUGGACAGAGCAUAUCCCAGCUUGGACAAGACGGACAGGGCCAGUUCCCUUCCAGUAUGCUGACCCAGGCACUUCCCCCUCAGCAGCCAAUGGCUCAGGCUACUGUCCAUCAACAGUUCCAACCUUUGCAGAUAUCAACUUCUCUACCACCAACACACCAACCCCAGUUUCCUUCACAGUAUCCCACUGUCCAGGUGAUGACAGCUUUGACUGACUGUGAAUCCUCCUAUCCUUACCCCUACACUGCUCCUCACCCUUCAACCACCUCUUCUCUGAAUCACAUCUUUCUUUCUCCCAGACAGACUCUUCCAAUGACCCCCUCUGUCUCCCCUCUCUCCCCUUUACACAUUGAAAAUUCAUUAGUCUCACCCAUCCCAGUGUCCCUCAUACCUUCCCCCUCAACUGGGCUGGGUAAGAUGGAACCCACAUCCCUACAGCACCAGCCCAACACUGCUCUGAAGCAGAGUGUUAGAUAUGAAGCUCCUCAUUCACAACCUGCACUUAUAUCUACAUUAAACACCCAUCCCAUACACAUGCACAUUUCCCCUUCCCAAAACACACACCUUCCCACAAAUGGCAGCACUCAGCCUCUGAUACAGCAGGCCCAGGUCAGCCAUCCUGAGCUUGUCCCCUCUGCUCAGCCAGUGCAGCCUGCACUUUUCUCCCCACCUCUCUAUAAUGGGACUGAUCCAGGCGCAGCCACCACUGUUGCCAAUCUGGACAACAGCAACUCAUUCCAGCUGGCCUUGCAGGCCCAGAGUCAGGUUCAGAGCCAAAUUCCUGUGCUGCAGCCCUCAGACUCUCAGCAAGCAUCAUCUGGGUCUGCCAGCUCCAGUGUGACUCAGCAGAAACCUCUCGGUUCUCUAACAGGAGCAGCAGAGACCAACACGGAGGAUCAAACCACAGAGAAACACACUGCAGGACAGAGCUAUGACAGUGUCAACUCUGACGCCACGUCAGGGAAGGAGAUGAGUGACGGUUAUGAGGGGACACAUGGAGGCAAAGGUGAAGGGAAAGUCCGCAAACACCAUCGCAGGUCCACAAGGACUCGUUCUCGUCAAGAGAAAACAAGCAGGCCAAAACUCAGCAUGCUCAAUGUGUGUAACACUGGGGAUAAGAUGGUGGAGUGUCAGUUGGAAACUCACAACCAUAAGAUGGUCACAUUCAAGUUUGACCUGGACGGAGAUGCACCGGAGGAGAUUGCCACAUACAUGGUGGAGAACGAUUUCAUUUUACCUAUGGAAAAAGAGGUAUUCAUUGAACAGAUGAAGGACAUUGUGGACAAAGCUGAGGACAUGCUGAGUGAGGACACAGAGGGUGAGAGGAACUCUGACCAGGGAGGCAGUCCCAAACAGAGCGAAGGAACUGACACACUAGGAACAGAGGCAUCAGCGCCCAGCACCCCACAGCUGGUGUACCAACAAAACGUCCUCCAUACUGGGAAGCGCUGGUUUAUCAUCUGCCCUGUAGCUGAGACACCCAUGCCAGACAAUAAGAAGACUACAUCUCACGUCACUACAGCCCACGAGGCUGAAAACUCUGCUUCAUCAUCAGUCAGGCCCAAGUGCAACACAACUGCAGUGACUACCCCGGUCGCAUCUUUAUCUGCUCAAAACCCGCCCUCCUCCUCCCCCUCUCUGCCCCCUGCUGCUCAGAGCUCAGAACAAACUCCAGACCAAAACAUUGGCAAAGCUCGGGUCCAGCAGACUCAGCCCUGUGUAAAUAAACAUCCCAUUGCUGCUGCUGGUGUCAGACAUCAAAACUCCCUUCCUGCAGUAGAACCUUGCAUCUCUGCUGUCUCUUUGGUGACGGACAUGCCAUGCUGUGCUAUUGUGCCACCUGUCUCUUUGGAUGUGAAUGCCACUGAUAAAGGAGCAGCUGGAGGUUUGGCUUCUUCUCAGACUAAUCAGCCCACUGAGAAGGCCAGUCCGUCUGGAGAGCUACCUCCUCAGCUCACCUCCCAUCAGUCUGUGGUCCUGCAGCAACCCUAUGCCACGCCCAUGCAGCCUGGGACAGUAACCUCCCAGCCCCAGAGUCCAGCACAUCAGACCUCCCAGAACUCCCAGUCAUCAAGCCAGCAGCAGCCAGCAAGUGGGGGGCCAGGCGAGUCAGACAGUGAGGGACCACGCAGGGUGGAGUUUGUUGACCGCACCAUCAAGACUCUGGAUGAGAAGCUGAGAAACCUGUUGUACCAGGAGCAUGCUCCCUCCCAGCCUUCAAGUACGACAUCUGACCCCCAGGCCUCCAGCACAGAAGGAGUCAUCACCCCGCCAGUCUCGGAUGGCCAGAGCACUGAGGGAGGACUUGCAAAGAAGAAGGGGGACCCACUGCCUCAGAUUCUGGAGCGCACAGAUAGUGUGGGUGCACUAAGUGACUCUGCAGUGGCAGCUAACAGGGUUUUGAAAGGAAGAGAUGCAACUGUCAGCUCCACUUCAUACAGAUCCAAAAGCCGUUUUCAAAUCAUCCCCACUUGUCCAGAUGUUGUUUGUCGUUUAGAGAAAAGUAAGACAAGCUGCAGCACCUGCAGUUCUACAGCACCCUCAAGUGGUUCUGGAGGGUCUCACAGUCAGACCAAUGUAAAAGGCAGGACAGAGAAGGUUUGUGUGGCUGCUGGCAGAUCGUCUGUGGCAGCUGCAGCCGAUGAGGAGAAAGCAGGAACAUCCAAAACCCACGGUAGUAACCGCUACUCUGCCCCACCAAACCUCUACAGAGCCACCUCCAGUCCUGAUGUCACCCCGCACCAUAUUCCCCGGGCCCAGACCAUUGACAGUCCUAUGCAUAACAACUACCACCACCACCUCUACUCUGACUCAGCAGAUGAGGACAGCAGCAGCAUAGCUCUCCCUCCGGCCCACCCCGCUCCCCCAGCUCAUGCCCUGUCUGAGCACAGUGGUAGUGACCUCAUGAAGAGGGCAGUGGCCUUCCUACGGCGCACUGGUCGGAGCAAAAGUGAGCAGAGCUCCGAUUCACCAAGCCGACAGCCUGUGGCAAUGAAUGGUCAUGUGCCCUCGCCUUCAGCAGGACAUGCCCACUCCUCUUACAUCAGCAGUGACAACGACUCAGAGUUUGAGGAUGCAGAUAUGAAGAAGGAGCUACAAAAACUAAGAGAAAAACACAUGAAGGAGAUCUCUGAGCUGCAGGCAUUCCAGAGGGGUGAGAUUGAGCAUCUGUACAAGGAGCUGGGCAAAACUCUACCUCCCAACGUCGGUUUACUUCAUGCAGCACCCCCAAGUGGCCGCAGGCGUAGGGCCAGCAAACACAAGCUGAAGGCUGGAAAACUGCUCAAUCCGAUGGUGCAGCAACUCAAAAACAAUCUUAACGCCACCAUUGAGAGGAAAGGUGAGAGCGGUGCCAGUUCCUCCAGCUCCCCGGCUAAAAGUUCAAUUCUGUCCGAUGGCUCUGCCCACUCCAGCGGCAGCUCCGGCUCCAGCAGUCAUCCCCAUACUGCCCCAGAGCAGGUUCACACACAGCAACCCUGUUCCUUGAAGGGCUCGUUCUCCUCAGACAACAUCUACGCUGGUCUACAUGGUGAUGGAAUGGCCCCUCAAGCAGGCCCUGGCCAAGGCUGGACGGUUUACCACCAAACGUCAGAGAGAGUCACCUAUAAAUCUAGUAGCAAACCACGCACUAGAUUCCUCAGUGGACCUGUGUCUCUGUCCAUCUGGUCUAAUCUCAGCACCGCCGCAGCUCAGACGGCCUCCAGUCAGACACAGCCGCCACUCACCUCAGCCACACCCUCACCAUCUGCUCAGCCUAUUACACGGCUCGCUCAGAUCCAGACCAACAACAGCAACAACAAGAGAGGCACGUUCACCGAUGAUCUUCACAAACUGGUAGACGACUGGACGAAGGAGACUGUCGCGGCAGCCAAUCAGCCACGACCCUCCCUGAACCAAAUCAAACAACAGAGACGCCAACGAGAUCUGGAAUGCAAAUCUUACCCCCCCACAGGAGCAGCUGGACAUGAGAUGAAAUGCCAUGUUGGUACCAGCAAGUUCCAGUUGCCUCUUUCCUGCCCCCUGACUGCUGCUUUAGGUCCUGGUAUGCCUACAAGUCUAGCUCCCAACUCUGCAACCAUGCUCCCUCCUGGGUACCUCCUACCCACAGGCUCCUAUGGUGGGAUGGUUCCCGGUCCUCUUUACUCUCAGCAGUGGCCCGGUGUGCCUAGUCCUGUAGGGUCAGUGGGUCCUGUAGGUCUCCUCGGUGCUGCAAGAAUGAUGCCCUAUAACACGAUGGCAAACACAGGGAUCCAAACCUUCCCUCUUAUCACGCACAACCCUGAAAACGGCCCCUGUCCAAAAACCACUAGGACUACCUAAUCUAUGAACUACAACUUGUCAGUGUGUGUGUGCGGGAUAGUCCACCUCUGUUCUCUUCUGCUUCCCCAGAGCCACAAUUGUACAUAAUUUGAAUUUGUAAAUAAUAUGACGGAGUGUUAAUGUUCUUUAUACAACAAAUACUGCCAAUCAGCCACAACAUUGAUACCACUUGCUUAAUAUCAUGCAUGUCCCCCUCGUGCCAUCAAAACAACAACAACCCGUCGAGACAUGGGCUCCAUACAACCUCUGAAGGUAUCCCUGUGGCAUCAGACACCAAGACAUUAACAUCAGAUCCUUUGACAGAUGCAUCGGAUUGACAUCUGGGUUAUUUGAAAGUCAAGACAACUAUUUGAACCCUGUCAGAAGCCAAUGCAAUAAGGGAGCAUCACCAUGAAGGGUGAGCUUGGUCUGCCAAAAUGUUAAGGCGGGUGGUACUUGUCAGAGUAACACCCACACAAACCCAUGGUUUCCCAGCAGAACAUUGACCCAGAGCAUCAACUCACAUUUCCCUAAAAGAUGCAAAUGCACCGUCUACAUGAAGAAAACAUGAGAUCAGACCAGGCCUCCCUCACCAUUACUCUAUGUUCCGGUUCUGAUGGCUUUUUCAUUGAUGGACAGGGUCACCACUCUGACCGUUCUGUGGCCACAUACACAUUUAUUACGACAGCUUUCCAGUAUAGCUGUUGUUUGCAGCAAUUUGUGCAACAGUUUUUCUUCUGUGAGCUUUGAUCACACAAGCCUGCCCUCGCUUCACACAUGCAUCAGUAAGUCUUGGGUGCCCAUGACAACUAACCACUGCAUACUAGGAUCACCCUAAGAAGACCGUCUGCUUUUCACAAUCUGGCCCUCGUCAGAGUUGCUCAAUUUGGGUUGUUUGCUUUCAACACAUCACUUUCAAGAACUGACUGUUCACCUGCUGCCUAACGUGUCCCACCUGGUGUGGAAACCAUAAAACCUUUUCUUCACCUGUCAGAGGUUUUAUUGUUGUGGCUCAUUGGUGUAUAUAUGGACUUAAAGUGUGUGUGUGCGCGUGCAUGUGUAAAUAAGUGUGAAUAAUAUACAGUACUCGUCAAGUGUGUCUGAAUACCUAAUGCUUUUUGGCUUUGGUCUUUACUGAACUAAGCCAUACAACACAUUUUGUCUUUGGUCAAGAAAACCUAUUUCACUCUUUUCUUUGUUACUGCAGUUUUCACGUUGAUUUUUGCCUUUCUCUGUGUUAUGUACAAUUUAAACACUACAUUGGAAUCCAAAAAAACCCAGUGGAGUGAGAAAUGGUAACAAGACAGUAUUUACAGUGAAAAUAUUUGAAGGAAUGUAGUGCCUUGAACAUUGAUUUUUAUUUUUAUUUUCGUCUUAGAAACAAAGCAUGUCUGCAUCCAGGUUAUUUUAAUUGAUGGUAGCUUGAGUGCAGUUUCUUAUUUUUAAUGCAUUACAGACACUUUUGUUUUUGGUUUACAUAUUAAUGCCCUUGUAGAACUGCACUAUUAACACAGUAUAUGCUCUUACAUAAGUAAUAAAGUCAUGUUUUAACUUUUGUUUACUUUCCACCCCUGUGACCGAUGGAAUGCCAUAGUGGGGAGACGUACCGUUGCCUUGCAGAAACAAAUGGUUGAAGAUGAGAGGAUAAAAAAUAAUUACACAAGAAGCCAAAAUCCACUCUUUCAGGUCAAAUGGUUCAGUUGGACAUGGCCUGUUUUUUUCUUUCUUUUUUGGAAAAGACAGUGUUGUAGCCUUGUGCUCAAAGGAAAGGCCGUGUCCUGAGCCAUUUAUACUAGACAUAGUUCUUUCUACAGUAUAUAGCCUCUGGUAGUGUUCUGAUCAGAAUGUAGCAGUUAAUAUGUGAUGGCUUGAGGCUUAAAAGUGCAAUUUAACCCCUCCACAAAGCUUUGAUGGUGGCCUUGCCACAAGCCUUAUCUCUGAUGUGUGCAACAGGAGCAAGCUGAAAAGUUGAACAAAGACACAAUACAAGCGCGAGACAGAUAUUACCAGGCAAAAUAUAAAUACUAGAAAUCACCCAGCAAACUCUGAAUUCACUACUGCUAAAUGUCCUUUCAGCUUGGCUGUCCUACUACUCAGCAUACACUGUAUGUAAAAUGUUCUGUGCAAUCACCAGUCAAGUCUGAUGGUUUUAAUUUAUUUGAUGUUUAAAGCUUGAUUAUUAUUUUUUUGGAUGGCUGCUAUAGUCCGAGGUGAUUCCUCUGUAAAGAUUAGCAUUCGAUUCACACAUGGUACUUAAAAAUACAAGACUUCUAAAGUUUAAUUUACAAAGAGAAAUGCUCACAAUGCAGUGUUAUUAUUGCCUUGUUGAAAUCUUGGUAAUGUGUUGAUUUCCCAGGUUGCUUUUGAUGACAGCCUUUUAUUUUUUUGUCAGUUAUAUAUUGCAAAAUUCAAAUACUUGAUGUGGGAGAUUUGCACAACAGAUAGUCUCCCUUAAUUCUAACAUAUGUUAAAGUGUUUCCUAUUCUGUAUAUUGUGGGUUUCACCGCCUGUACUUUUUUAAAUCACUGACAAGUGGCAUGGCAUGGCCAACUUUUCAUGUUCCACAAAGCAAAGCUAAACAAUACAGUUGCUAUGGUGAAAAACUUCACAUCUCCACGACACAUUUUAAAGGUUUCAGCACCCCAAUCCUUCCAAGCUGUGAACUGUACAGUUUUCUUGUAGUUUAUAUUUGUACAUUUUGUUUGUUUGACUGUUCGAGGGUGGUGGUGGUGGUGGUGAUUAGAGGGAAUGCUUUGAUGUAUAUUAUUCCAUCAAUUCGGUUUGAAUUGGACUUUUAUAGGAUAUUAUGCAGAGUCUUCUGCUUUGGUGAAAUACUUCCAGUAGUAAGAGAUUUCUGUUCUCUGUCACUUGUAUCUGGUAAAUAUAUUUUGUUCCACCUCCCCCUGGCUGCGAACUUGUUAGCAGAGGAGGGAAUAACUAUUGUUGCCAUAUUCAUUUUGGGUGCAGGAACAGAAGACGAGUGGAGAAUCACACUUUGACACUUCCCACUCCGCUUGUCUCACUUGUCUCUGGACAGCAUUGCCCCCUGGUGAAUACGCUCUGAUUGUCAAAGGCUUGUAUUUAAACAGUGUGGGAUUGCUUCUGCCUGCUGUAUGACCCACUGCAUUACCCCCACCCUGCCCUGCUGCACUCUAAUCACAGACUGUAUGUUGAGAGAGAAAUAAAUAUUAUUUUGUGCUUGA
This is a messenger RNA of Paralichthys olivaceus (Japanese flounder), 11328 nucleotides long. The record is from RefSeq and is a predicted model, not a curated record. Lineage: Eukaryota; Metazoa; Chordata; Actinopteri; Pleuronectiformes; Paralichthyidae.